Molecule: messenger RNA, 1355 nt
Organism: Eucalyptus grandis
Lineage: Eukaryota; Viridiplantae; Streptophyta; Magnoliopsida; Myrtales; Myrtaceae
Product: TMV resistance protein N-like
Exons: 2
Coding region: 188-658 (156 amino acids)
Biological process (GO): defense response; signal transduction
Molecular function (GO): ADP binding
Source: RefSeq, a predicted model, not a curated record
GUUUACCGAUUGCCUCUACCACGACAUGCUCGGCGCCGGAAUCCGCGUCUACCGAGAUGACGAGGAGCUUCGCGUCAGCAGGGAGAUCGGCGGUGAGCUCAUGCGGGCGCUCAACGUGUCCAAGAUCUACGUGCCCAUCUUCUAGGACUACGCGUCGAGCUCGUGGUGCCUCUGUGAGGUCGCCCACAUGGUGGACUGCGUGGCUCGGUCGAAGGGGAAUAAGGAUAUCUUGCCGGUGUUCUUCAACGCCUCGCCUUCGGAUGUGAAGCUCAAGGCUGGGCUGUACAGGAAUGCCAUGGCCAAGCACAGGAAGAAGUUUGGGGUUGAGGAAGUGAAGAGGUGGGAGGAUGCUCUUGUUGAAGUUGCUGAAUUGAAGGGAUGGGACCUCAAAACGAGAGGGCAUGGGGAAGCUAUUAAGUUGAUCAUCCGAGAGGUUUUGGUAAACUUGAAGAUAAAGCAUAAGUAUGUGAAAAAUCAGCUGGUUGGAGUGGAUGAUCGUGUAGAAGACAUAAUGAAGCAGUUGGAUGUUGACUGUGAAGGUGUUUGUUUUGUUGGUAUUCAUGGGAUGGGCGGUGUUGGCAAAACAACUCUUGUGAAGGUUGUCUUCAACCAGGUCUAUUCUUAUUUCGAUGAUUGCUGCUUUCUUGGAGAUGUUUGAGAAUCAUCAGAAAAAGGGGGCCUAGUAAAUUUGCAGAAACAGUUGUAGACAUUCUCGACUCUAGAUUCGUGGACAACAUCCAUGACAUUGAUGAUGGGAUUAACUAGAUCGGGACAAGAUUUCGCAGCAAAAAGGUCCUCAUCGUUUUGGAUGAUGUUGAUAAGGAAGAACAACUUAGCAGGGGAACGAGAUUGGUUUGGUUCAGGAAGUAGGAUAAUCAUUACCACCAGGAAUGAAGCUACUCUAAAAGUCCUGGAUGAGGAUUUGAUAUACGAAUUAAAAGAAUUGAAUUUUGAUCAAGCUCUUAAGCUUUUAUGCAUACAUACUUUUAGAAAAGAUUAUCCACCAUAUCAAUACGAUAUUCCUGCAUCAGAAAUUGUUGUCACAACCAAAGGGUUUCCUUUGGCUCUUGAGGUCAUAGGCUCAUUUCUCUAUCGCCAACCAGAGAAGAUAUGGAAAGAGACUGUGGAGAGGCUAGCAAGAAUACCUCAUAAGGAUGUCUGAUAGCAGUUGAUGAACAGUUAUGAAGCAUUUGGGGAUGAGGAAAAUGAGAUUUUUCUUGACAUUGCUUGCUUUUUUGUCAACAACACCAAAAAGACGAAUGCAAUUUACAUGUGGGAAGCUUGCAAUUUUUUUCCUAAGACUGGGAUACAGGUUCUUAUGCAAAUGACUCUGGUAAAGAUUGUUGAUGGUGAUG